AUGGGGAAGCAGUUGGGACCAACCGGGGAAUUCUUCCGGCGAAGGGAUGAAUGGAGGAAGCAUCCAAUGAUGAUCAAGCAGUUCCGCCACGCGACUCCUGGGCUCGGCAUCGCGCUUGUCGCCUUCGGCGUAUAUCUCGUCGGCGAGCAAAUCUACGAUAGGGUUGGCUCGCCUUCGUCCUCUCACUCGCAUUGA
Messenger RNA from Linum tenue, 195 nucleotides. The record is from the annotation of a GenBank genome assembly. NCBI's taxonomy places the organism in Eukaryota, Viridiplantae, Streptophyta, Magnoliopsida, Malpighiales, Linaceae.